AUGGUUGUAGUGGAUGUCCUGUUUCAUUUGCAGAGCGAGGAUUCGGAUGAAGAUGAGCCUUGUGCGAUAAGUGGCAAGUGGACCUUCCAGAGGGACAGCAAGAGGUGGUCCAGGCUUGAGGUUGACGUCUUCCCCCCGAAGCAGGAUGUGAAUCCUUCAUGCCCAGAAGCGGCUCAUCUCAGCAGUGCAGCUAGUCAUGGAGGCCUGCUAACUGCCACCGAAUGUCAGGAGGUAGUUUCCGUCCACAGCAUCAGCACACCAGAUGCCUCUCAGAGCGAAACGCCCACCACCAGAACCAACUCUGUCAUCAGUGUUGGCUCCUCAGCCAACCUCGUGGCAAACGAGGACUCCUUCAGCAGCUUGCCCUCUCCUAAAGAGCUGUCAAACUUCAAUUUCAACGUGAAAACUAACGAGAAGAAUGCCAAGUCCAAAACGAGAAGCCUCUUGAAGAGGAUGGAGAGCUUUAAAAUAAAAAGCUCCCAUCAUGGUAAGAGCAAAGCUCCUUCAAAGCUUGGUCUUAUCAUCAGCGGGCCUGUCUUGCAAGAAGGCAUUGGAGAGAAACUGAAGCAGCUGAACUGCGUGGAGAUCUCCACCCUCAAUGGCAACCACAUCAACAUCCCUAUGGUACGUAAAAGAAGCGUCUCCAAUUCCACCCAGACCAGCAGCAGUAGCAGCCAGUCGGAAACAAGCAGUGCCGUCAGCACCCCAAGCCCCAUCACAAGGACGCGCAGCCUCAGCGCCUACAAUAAAAGAGUAGGAAUGUACCUCGAAGGCUUUGACCCUUUCAACCAAUCAACGUUCAACGAUGUCAUGGAGCAGAACUUCAAAAACAGGGAGGGCUUUGCUGAAGACACAGUCUUCUUCAUUCCAGAAGACCACAAGCCUGGGACUUUCCCCAAAGCCCUCUCCAAUGGUAACUUUGCUCCCUCGGAGAACAGCACUUCGGUCAACUGGAGAACGGGGAGCUUCCACGGCCACAGCCACCUCGCCCUCAGGAGGGAGAACAGUUCUGACAGCUCCAAAGACCUGAGCCUUGGGAAGAGGCGCAAUUCUUCCAGCUCCAUGUGCAGCCGCCUCAGCAUUUACGACAACGUGCCAGGAUCUAUCCUGUAUUCCAGCACGGGGGACCUGGCUGGCCUUGAGAACGAAGACCUCUUUCCUGAGCUCGAUGACAUCCUGUAUCAUGUCAAAGGCAUGCAGAAAAUUGUGAACCAGUGGUCCGAGAAGUUUUCAGACGAAGGAGACUCUGAUUCAGCCCUAGAUUCAGUGUCUCCAUGCCCUUCGUCUCCCAAGCAGAUCCUCCUCGAUGUGGACAAUGAUAGGACAAUACCCAGUGACCUUGACAGUACAGGGAAUUCCUUGAUUGAUACGGAAGAAUCAACAGGGAUCCAGGAAAGAAGAGACUCUGGGGUGGGAGCAUCAUUAACACGUUCUAACAGGCACAGAAUGAGGUGGCACAGUUUUCAGAGCUCUCAUCGACCCAGCUUAAGCUCAGCACUGCUACAGAUUGACUGCCAGUCUGUGGCACAGAUGAACCUUCUGCAGAAAUAUUCCCUCUUGAAGUUAACUGCCCUCUUGGAGAAAUAUACACCUUCCAAUAAACAUGGCUUUAGCUGGGCUGUGCCAAAGUUUAUGAAAAGGAUAAAAGUCCCAGAUUAUAAAGACCGAAAUGUGUUUGGCGUUCCCCUCACCGUUAAUGUCCAGCGUACAGGACAGCCUCUUCCUCAGAGCAUCCAGCAAGCCAUGCGAUACCUUCGCAACCACUGCCUGGAUCAGGUUGGGCUUUUUCGAAAAUCUGGAGUGAAGUCAAGAAUCCAGGCGUUGCGACAGAUGAAUGAGAGCUCAACAGGCAAAGUAAAUUAUGAAGGGCAGUCUGCCUAUGAUGUGGCUGACAUGCUGAAGCAAUAUUUCCGCGAUCUGCCAGAGCCACUCAUAACCAACAAACUUUCUGAGACUUUCCUACAGAUCUACCAAUAUGUGCCAAAGGACCAGCAUCUCCAGGCGAUCAAGGCAGCCAUUAUGCUUCUACCAGAUGAGAACAGAGAAGUCCUACAGAUCCUCCUAUACUUUCUGAGUGACGUCACAGCCGCUGUGAAGGAAAACCAGAUGACGCCGACAAACCUGGCUGUGUGCUUAGCGCCUUCCCUUUUCCACUUGAACACCCUCAAGAGGGAAAAUUCUUCCCCAAGGGUGAUGCAGAGGAAACAGAGUCUGGGAAAACCCGAUCAGAAAGAUUUAAAUGAGAAUUUGGCUGCGACGCAAGGUCUGGGCCACAUGAUUGCAGAGUGUAAGAAGCUGUUUCAGAUCCCUGAAGAAAUGAGUAGAUGUCGGAAUUCCUAUACGGAGCAAGAUCUUCGGCCUCUGAGCUUGGAGGAACUAGGCAGAACUAAUAACUCUGAGCCUGCCGACUACCGUUUUUACAUCCAGGACUGUAUGGAUGAUUUGCUUAAGGAGAUUAAGGAUAAAUUUAAAGGCUGGGUCAACUGUUCCACCUCGGAGCAAGCAGAGCUUGCCUACAAGAAGGUUUCUGAGGGUCCACCUCUCCGGUUAUGGAAAUCCACGGUUGAAAUCCCUGCAGUUCCUGAAGAGAUCUUGAACCGCUUACUUAAAGAACAGCAUCUUUGGGAUGAAGAUCUUCUGGAUGCUAAAGUGAUUGAGACUUUGGACAGCCAGACUGAUGUAUACCAGUAUGUACAGAACAACCUGGCACCCCACCCAGCCAGAGACUAUGUCGUCCUAAGGACUUGGAGGACGAAUUUAUCUAAAGGCGCUUGUGCACUUUUAAGCUCCUCGGUGGACCAUGACCGUGCUGCAGUCCUUGGCGUUAGAGUGAAUGUGCUCUUGUCCAGGUAUCUCAUUGAACCUUCCGGAUCAGGAAAAUCCAAACUCACGUACAUGUGCAGAACUGAUUUAAGGGGCCACAAACCCGACUGGUACACAAAGGCUUUUGGACACUUGUGUGCAGCCGAAGUCAUUAAGAUCAGAGACUCUUUCAGUAAUCAGAACCUGGAGACGAAAGAAGCAAAGUCCAGGUGACGACUGAAGCAGACCAUCGUGGCCACAAUGUGAAUAGAUACUUCCAGGAACUGUUGAUUGUUACAGAACGGGCCACAGGGUGGCCUAAUAAGUCUUGCCAUGAAGAAAGUGUGUCUGGAAUGGGCCCGGGAUUCUCACUUCCAACGUCUGUGGCAAACAGUACAUUUUCAAAGCUGCUUCCUAUCGGUAUUAGGCCUAUACUGUAGGCCUUGACUGGAAUACAUUGGAUGGUGCAACCUUUUUUAAAAAAAUAAUAAUACUAUACUAUGUUGCUUAGACAGUGUGAAUUGCUUCUGAGAAGCAAAACCCUUAAGACUUUAAAUAUAUAUUUCUGGAUUGUAGUGGAAAUGAUUCUUUCCUAUAUAAUGUUAGGUUUAUUGUAUGUAUCUGUGUGCCAUUUGUUGAGGGACUGUUGCAUCCACUGGAUUUGUUGGCACUCAUCCAUGGGGUCUCGCUAAAGCAAGUGAAGGAAGGUUUGCACAGAGGCAGAGGUGUGAAUGACUGUGUAAUUGUUGAGCGGAGUUGUAGAAAACAAAGAAUAGGCGAAUUGGAAGUGUCUGGGACACUCAAGAGCAUUUGGGAAGAUUUUAAUCUGUGAGGGGGAGGUAGGCCUAGGAGCUUUUUGUCUGUCCAACAGACCAUCGCAAGCUAGUGUUUGCUCAUGUGAACUGUUAGUACUUGUGUAUAUCAGAAAAGGAAAAUAGAGGAACUGCCCCAAACAUGGCAAGGAAAGCUGAAGCUCAACACUUGCAAAUGAAGAUAAGCUGAAGCAAAUAAAAUGAAUGCCUGAUGCAUUUCAACUUGUGUCUUUUGCAUGGAUUCCAUCAUGCAAGGACUUCUGUUUGCACGACAGAACUUUGCCUUCCUCUUUUCUCCCUGCACAUCCCCCCCAAAUCUGCUCCAGAGAGUUGGGGGAAACCCCAGAACAAAUUUGGAGGGUUCGUGGGGUGGGGGAGCUCCAUCGCACUAGCAGAAAUCCUUCAUGAAUGGAACAACUUUGUUGGUUUCCUAUUUUAAAGUUCUCAGAACCUUUUCACCUGCAUUACACCCAGGUAAACCUGAGUCUACAAAGAGUGUGUGUGAAACCUGGAGUUGCGGAUGUUGACAGCUUCCUCAAAAGUGCACCUGCAGAAGACCUGUAUUUGCCAUGAUCGUGUUUUAUAUUGGGGUUCUUCAAGCUUGGGGUCCCAGAGUUGAACUGUAACUCCUAUCAUUCCCUGCCAGCUAAGCCACCAAUCAAGAGAGGAAAGGAGAGGAGAGUUGUAAUUCUGGCAACAUCUGGGGACCCAAGCUUGAAGAACACUGCUUUCCAUUUGCAGGUGCACUCACUUAGAAGCGUUUUGGGCACGUUUCAAAAAAACAAACAAAAUGCGUGUGAAGCUGACAUCACCCAUAUUUCUACUUCUCAGAUGGAGAAUGUAUUGGAGUUAAGGCCCUUGAAAAAGAUACACGUUGAAAGGUAUUGGUUAUCUUUUUACUUUUAAGCGGGAAAUUUCCUCUCGUUUUUGCUCCACAGCCACCUUCCUGCACAAGCACCUGUUGAAAGUAUUGGCCGUGGUCUUUUAGCAAUCCUCUCUUUUGAAUGAAUCUCAAUAGGAAUGAACGGAAAGCUUGUGGCAUGAGCUAAAACUGCUUUCAGUGGCUUGAAAAGUCAGCACUGGAAUAUGUCAUAACUGGAGCAUUCUCAAGUUCUAAAGCGAUUCAUUGUAAUAGAAUACCAUGUUAGAAGUUCUAAAGUCUUCAUAUAUUCCACUCCACUAUAACCAUAUAACCUCAUUUUAUCCACUUAGUUUGAAGGGAGGGGACCUCCAAAACGUUCAGAGGUUUGGAUAAGAAAGGGUACUGUGGCUAUCGGAUUAUGUGGUGUAAUGUAAAGGACUGCAGGUUAGGAUAAACGGGAGGGUCAGAGUGAUGAGGCCUACCAUGCUUCAGGUCAACCACCUUUAUAAGAAACCUAGACCUAUAAACUCUAAACAUCCUCUUUGGGGGAAGCAAGAUAGCCAUAAUAAAAGAGUAACGAGAUCUAGCAAAGAUGUGUAUAGAAUUGUGCUGUUAUUUUGCCUUCCUUAGAAGCUGUAGGUGCAAUUGUCUGUUGCUGAGGUCAUGUUUGCAGGCUUCUCUUGGGCAUCUGGUUGGCCACUGUGAGAACAGGAUGCUGGACUAGACAGGCCAUUGGCUUGAUCCAGGCAGUUUCUUAUGUUCAGAUACAGUUCAAUGCAUUCUAAGGGGUUGAGUUAAAUGACCCUUUGGAUCCAUUCCAACUCUUCAAUUCAAAAAUUUUGUGUUUCUGUGAAUGUGGAAUGUGAAAUACAGGUAUCCCCCAAAGCAGGGCUUGGACCCUUGCUGGGACUAUUGCCUUCUUCCUGCCAAAACCCAACCUAGAGUCCCAUGUAGGUCGCGGGUUCGAUCCCCAUAUGGAACAGCUGCCUAUUCCUGCAUUGUAGGGGGUUGGACGAGAUGAUUCUCAGGGUCCCGUCCAACUCUACAGUUCUAUGUGAUUCUAUGUUGUUCUUUGAUGUAGAAAUGCAGUAUUAGCACAGAGAUGUGCUUAACCAAUGUAUAAGGCGAGACUGGGGGUGGGGUGUAGAUUGGAAAGCGAUUUUGUUCAAAGCAAAGACUUUUUGUGCAGUUGUCUAUAAUAUUUCUACACUUGGACUCUGCCCCUGGAAUCCAGCCUUUUAGCCCUCCCUGCAAAAGCUAGAACAGGCUGCUCACGCACACACAGGUGAGUCUUACGAAAGAUGGAGUGACCUGCUGGACAGUUGGUUCCGUUUUGCUCACCCUCUCAACCUAGAAAAGGCCCUUGUGACCUUGUGGUUGUCUUCUCCCCCCCCCCCCGGCAGUGAUGCAGCUGGAAGCAGCCCAUUGUUACCAUUGACAGUGUUAUAUACUGUAUUUUUUAAAAAAUAAUAAUUAAGGGGGUUGUGUGAUGAAGAAUUAUGGUGCGUUGGUGGAUUGUGUCUUGUUCCUAGCAAUCGCCUAUGUCCACAUUAUUGGCUCAUUUUUAUUUCAUUGUGUUUUAUGUCACUGUGUCUCUCGUUUGCUUCUCUCCAUUCACGUUCUGUUCUUUGCAUGUUGCAGUAGAACACGCAUGCAAAGAUCAGGUGAGGAACAAUGCGAGAGAAAGAGAGAGAGAGAAGAUUUGCAGUGAGGGAUGCCCGGCAGGCUGGGGAACUUCUUUGUUUGUUGAUCUGCUUGCAGCAUUUCAGGGAGAAGGUUCCAGGGACAACAGUCCUUGUGAUAUCUGUCCAGAAAUCAUGAAGAACGUAGCAGGGAUUUAAGUAAUUCUCUUGAUGUGGUUUGCGUCUCUGUAACAAACCCAGAGGUUAAAUCCUUUGCCCUUGCAAGGAACACUGCCAAGGAUCAGAUAUGGAUUGCAACCGUUUCAGAUGUGACCUGAGGGGAAAAGCUGUUCUACAUCAGUAGUCUUCAACUUUUCAGACCCAGAACUAGCCUUUAACCCAAACAUGCAUGUGGAGACCCACUGCUCUAUCUUUUUUUAGCAUAUAUUUGGAUGGUGUGAGUGCUACUACUGCGACCCACUAUAGACCAGGCCGCGACCAAGUAAAGGAUCCAAACCAACCAGUUGAAGACAACUGUUCUAGAUCAUACCUUUAACCCUUAUCCUGCAGGGGGGGGGGGACCCAAAAAGUUUAUUAGGCAGCAAAUCCAGUUCGCUAGUUGAGAGAUUACUGCCAUGUAUGUGUGCUAAGGAUUGCACCAGUAGCAUAUCUCACCAAUAGGGAAGCCUUGUGUAUUCUUUGUAUACUUUUUAAAUGUUCAAGUGUGUGUGU
Messenger RNA from Lacerta agilis (Sand lizard), 6830 nucleotides. RefSeq names its product rho GTPase-activating protein 7-like. Gene Ontology annotation, molecular function: lipid binding; GTPase activator activity. Gene Ontology annotation, biological process: regulation of Rho protein signal transduction; signal transduction; actin cytoskeleton organization. NCBI's taxonomy places the organism in Eukaryota, Metazoa, Chordata, Lepidosauria, Squamata, Lacertidae. The record is from RefSeq and is a predicted model, not a curated record. Gene Ontology annotation, cellular component: membrane raft; focal adhesion.